AUGGGGCGUGACAUUACAGUCAUUGAGAAAAUCAUUCUCUCAAUGACACUCAAAUUUGACUAUGUGGUGUGUUACAUUGAAGAAUCGAAUGACAUUGAUAGUCUUUCGAUUGAUGUGUUGCAAAGCUCACUAUUAGUUCAUGAGCAAAGGAUGACAAGCCAUGUUGUGGAGGAGCAAACCUUGAAGAUCACUACUCAUGAAGGAACUACCUCUCCAGGAAGAGAGAAGGAAACCAAGGUAAAUUUUGCUGAGACUGAAAAAGAAAUGCUCUUGAUGGCUUUCAUUGACAAGAAGGAGAAUUCAUCAGGUGAUAAUUGGUAUUUAGAUUCGGGUUGCAGCAAUCACAUGUGUGGAAACAAGUCUUUGUUUUAUGAUUUGGAUAAAACAUUCAGAGAAACUGUGAAGCUUGGGAACAACUCCUACAUUUCUACCAUGGAGAAAGGGGAUAUCAAAUUCCAUAUGAAAAACAACACUGAGCAGACAAUUUCUAGUGUGUUUUAUAUCCCAGAUUUGAAAAGCAAUCUCAUCAGUACGGGCCAAUUAUAA
Messenger RNA from Camellia sinensis, 546 nucleotides. RefSeq lists its product as uncharacterized. The record is from RefSeq and is a predicted model, not a curated record. NCBI's taxonomy places the organism in Eukaryota, Viridiplantae, Streptophyta, Magnoliopsida, Ericales, Theaceae.